AAUCUAGCAAAUAUUUAGAAUGGCCGGAUUGUCUGGACCCAGUCUAGCGGAUGUGCUGGAUGGGAAGGCGGAAGCCCACAUCACUCAAAAAGAUCAAGAACAAAAGGGUGUCGAGCCGAUGGUGGAUGGAAUACCGAUAUCCAAGGCCUUCAGACACAGAGAGAAGAUGCUGCUUCAGGCUGUGGUAGAAAAAUAUGGAAAGGAUCUUGGACCUAACGUAUCUGCUGCUAGCUUGGUAAAAGAGUUCCUAGGGGAAGGUCCGGAGGAUAAAAUAGGGAAAAAUGUUGGAGACUUUGACGCGAGAGGAGCUCUAGAUAUAGAUAUAACUACUGAUGUAGAGAUGAAUGCUGAAUGUGAGGAGGAUGGCGCAUCGGGUAACUCUGAACUAGCAGAGUUCUCUGAGAGAGUUAAAUAUAUUCCUCUUCGUCUCACCUUGUCAGAACGGAAACUGCUCAGGUUGAGUGAGGCUACCCUGAAUGUGAGCGAGUAUACGGAUAAGGUGGAUAUCCUCUCCUGGAAAUCAAAGACUGGGCGGAUACAUGAACAGCUCAGGGAUAUUUGCGCCAUUCUCUCAGGAUUAGCGGUUGCAGCCGAUUAUGAGACAGGACAGAAAAUGAUAAAAGACAGAAGUUUUGAGGAAAAUGCUGAAUAUUUCUCUACAGUAUUUGAGAUUGGUCGGAGACACAAAAUCCUUAAUCCGGAGUGUAUGAGAACAGACUAUGGGAAGCUGGUUCAUAUGUUGAUGGACAGUCAGAAUCCUGAUAUACAGAGACUUCUAGAGUUUAAGUUUGUAAAGAAGGUUCUGACUGUGAAUGAUUUUCUCCGAGAACGAGACUGUUUAAACCUUCUCAAACAUCCAGAUAUAAUCACAGCAACAACAGCUAUAAUAGACAGAGGUCGAACCAGAUCUGAGGUCCAGCACGCUAUCCGACUAAAAGAAGCAGCAGUGAAACGAUUAAUCAACAAGUUCUCUAGUGAUACAAUGUCAGAAGAUGAGAUCGAGUGGUGUCUUUACUCAAUAGGUGACAAUGCAUCCUUCCUGUUAUUCAACAGAGAUCCAGUUGAUCAUAUGAUCGAGUAUCUUACUGUUAACUUCCCUGAAAACCUUCCAAAUGAUUGUCGGAGAUCUCUUGCGAUCCGGGCAGGAUCUAAAGGUGCUCGAUUGUCUCAUGGUCAUAGUCAGCAGUUUCAGUAUGCUCUACAGUCUUUAACUUUGUGGAGAGAAAUACAAACUGAUAUGUUUAAACUCUGGUGUCUUGCUGAAGAGGAUCUGCUAGACCCUGGAAACUACUACAGUCUACGGGAUACCGGACAAGGAUUAAACAGGGUACAGUCUGCGCCUAGGAUUGGCAGGGCUAUGCAUGAAAUUCUGCAUAGGUCCCAGCGUAAGGUUGGAAGCUGGAUUGGAUCUAGUGUUGUUCAUCUUGGUGAUCAUAAUGUUCCUAAUGCGCUCACAUUCAUUGAUAAAUACACUCAGGUUCCCCGAAUUCUUAAUCCUAUUGUCAACGUUAUAGAAUCGAUCCCAAGAUUAGCUGAUGAGAAUAGCGACGUAUCUGAAAUGAUAGAGAAAGUUUACGGUUCAGUAAAAGACUGCCAACUGGAUAUUCUCCAGGAUUUCUAUAAGCAUGCCUUUGAUGGAUCUGGUGCAGACAAUUUCUACGAUGCAGGGUCCUGUAUUGACGGUAGACUUACUAGCGCCUGGAAUUGGUGUAACAAAUUGGACAAAAAGAGCUACUACCCCAUCUUCCGUCUGGCCGGCUUUACAGGGUUCGAUGGUUCUUUCAAGAAUUAAACCAAAAUCAGAAAUACUCCUCCAGACAACUUCUGGCAUGUUUUUCAGCUGAACAGACCUAAUUUUGGCAUCCAUCCCUCUGAACAGACCUAAUUCUGGCAUCCAUCCCUCUGAACAGACCUAAUUCUGGCAUUCAUCCCUCUGAACAGACCUAAUUCUGGCAUCCAUCCCUCUGACUCAUCACAUUAUUUAACUUGUUAUAAACAAUAACGCCAAAUAUUUGCUC
Messenger RNA from Eurytemora carolleeae, 2018 nucleotides. Its product is annotated as UPF0652 protein. The transcript has 19 exons. The record is from RefSeq and is a predicted model, not a curated record. NCBI's taxonomy places the organism in Eukaryota, Metazoa, Arthropoda, Copepoda, Calanoida, Temoridae. Bases 20 to 1792 code for a protein of 590 amino acids.